UACCCCAUUCCAAAAAUAUCUGCAAAACACACAGAAUAAAGAUAUCACCGGCUAUAACCGGUAACUAUCCGGUCACUAGAAACCCUACUAUGUCUACACUUUCAUCCUUUCAUAGUUCACACUUUGUUUUGUUUCCUUGUUCCAAAGAAACAAUAAUCUGAACUCUUUGUUCAGACUCUCGUGUGUUUUGUGUGUGUGUUUUUGUGUGCAUCAUCAAAUUCUCAAUCACUUUGACGUAUCAAAUUUUUGCUGUCAUCAUAAUAAUAAACUUAACAUCACCAUUAAUUAUUAUACCUUCUUUCUUUCUUUUUUUGUCACUUCCAUCACUUCAAUCCAGCUUCAUCUAUAAAAAGUUUCAUAUUUUAGUAUUAUUAUUUUUCAUUUGGGUCAUUAAUUAACAAAUUUUUUAGUAUUUGAAUGAAGUUUUAAUAUAUUUUUUCUAUGGCUAGUGAUGAGGGUUUUGAAGGUUACCAUGUCCCACAACAAAGUAGAAGAGAUAAGCUUAGAGUUGUUGUGGCUCAAAAUCAACAACCUCAUGAAACUUUACUUCCUUUCUAUGAUUCUUCUUCUUUCAUUACUAAUUUUACUAACCAACAAGGUUUGAAGCAUAAUUCAUGUUCUUCUUCUAAUUCUAUCAAGGAUUUAGAGUGUUCUAAUUUAAUGAUGCGUUUUUCAAGAGAAGAUCAAGGAAAAAGGGUCAUGAAUAUUUCUUCUUCUAAUCCUUAUUUUGAGACUUUGAAUAACAAUCAAGGAAAUAAUAAUAACCCUUUUCUUUAUCAAGCACAAAACAUUCAAAAUCUUAGACAAUUUGAUGAACAACAUAGUAGUACUAGUACUAUGAUGUUGAAUAAUCAUGAACCUUUGUCUUUGUCACUUUCAUCAAAUAAAAGUGUUAGUAGUAAUUUACCUUUGGAGUUGAAUCUACAAAGAUAUGGAUCUAUGAUUUAUGGUGGUGGAGGUGUGAUUCAAGGUUUGGUUGAAGGAGGAGGAAGUGGUGGUUCAGUUCCAUUUACUGGAUAUGCUUCUGUUUUGAAGGAUUCUAGGUUUUUGAAACCAGCUCAAGAAUUGUUGGAAGAGAUGUGUGAUGUUGGAAAUCUUGGUGUUUGUGGUGAGAAGGUUGUUGUUGUUGCUGAUUCUUCUUUGAUGAUGGAAUCUCCUUUGGAAAGAUUGAGUGAAGAAGAUCCAUUUGGUGAUGGUCGCAAUAAAUCAAGAUUGUUGACUAUGCUUGAUGAGGUUUACAAGAGGUACAGGCAAUACUACCAACAGAUGCAAUCGGUUGUGACAUCAUUUGAGUAUGUUUCUGGUCUCAACAAUGCAGCUCCUUAUGCAAGUUUGGCGAUAAAAGCUAUGUCCAAACAUUUUAGAUGCUUGAAGAAGGCAAUUACUGAUCAACUACAGUUCAAUAAUAAGGCGCAUUUUCACACAAGCAACCGGAAGGAAGAAUCUCCUAGAUUUGGCAAUAGUGAAAGAGGAGGACCUUACAGCCAUAGGUCAGGUUAUCUUGAGCAGCAACAACCUGUAUGGCGACCUCAAAGAGGACUCCCCGAGCGUGCUGUGACUGUUCUUAGAGCCUGGCUCUUUGAACACUUUCUGCAUCCUUAUCCUACUGAUACAGAUAAAAUAAUGUUGGCUAAACAAACUGGUCUGUCGCGUAGCCAGGUGUCAAAUUGGUUCAUAAAUGCAAGAGUAAGGCUUUGGAAACCAAUGGUGGAAGAAAUUCACAUGCUAGAAACAAGGCAAGCUCCAAAAGAUUCACAGCAAAAUGAAGAAAAUUGUAGGAACAAAUCAAGUGAUCAUCAUCAUCAUUUGCCUUCAGAUACUUCUCUAGUUUCCGAGAAUCCAUCUACAUCGACAGAUAAGUUUCAUGACUCCGGUUACAAGCGCGCCGUAAAUGAAAUUCCUAACAUACCAAUUAGGAGUCAAGGACAACAUCAACAACAACAACAACAACAAAUGAGUCUACCUUUUCAACAUGUGGGUGUUGGAAUGAAUAUUGUUGGUAGUGGAAGCAAUAAUAGCAAUCAUAGUAGUAAUAAUAAUAGUAAUGUGUCAUUGACACUAGGGCUUUAUCAAAAUCAUGGGAUUGGUUUAGCUGAACCAUUUCCUUUAAGUGCAGCUCAACGAUUUGGUCUUGGCCUUGAAACCAAUAAUGAAGGUAAUUAUGUUAUGAGUGGUUUUGAAUCACAAAAUAGGCAUUUUGGAAGAGAUGUAAUUGGUGGGCAAAUGUUUCAUGACUUUGUAGGAUGAAGAUCUUUUUCAAUAUAAUUAGAACUUGUAUGUACUUUUAUUUUGAUUGGAGUGAUAUACUAUUUUUACUAACCAA
Medicago truncatula (barrel medic) is the source of this 2323-nucleotide messenger RNA. Its product is annotated as BEL1-like homeodomain protein 9. Gene Ontology annotation, biological process: regulation of DNA-templated transcription. The record is from RefSeq and is a predicted model, not a curated record. Gene Ontology annotation, molecular function: DNA binding. Lineage: Eukaryota; Viridiplantae; Streptophyta; Magnoliopsida; Fabales; Fabaceae. The coding region runs from base 442 to 2247 and encodes 601 amino acids. The transcript has 4 exons.